AUGUAUCUUGCCUUUCCGCAUAGUACCGUUGCUGCCAUCUUGCCAAUCUUCGACAACAUCCUCCAUCAUGUAGCAAUCACAUGGACAAACGUUGAUGGUAUUCUGGAAUUGCUUAUCGAUGGAAUGUUUAUGGGCAGUUGGAAAGACGUUGGAAAAGAAGGCAUUGUGCAGGGUUCGACUGAUUUUAUCGCUGGUGGUAAUAAAAAUAAAAUGACAAAUUUCCUUGGAACACUGUUUGAAGUAAAUUUGUGGGAUCAUGUUCUGCCAGUAGAUCUUUUGUAUCUCAUGGCUCGUUAUAAAGGAAAUGAUCGCGGCAAUGUUGUGAAUUGGAAAGGCUUUAGACCAAGUGAAGUAAAGUAUUUGGAAAAGUCUUCGCAAAACCUUGCUCAUCAAGGUAGGAAGACUAUGACAAUUCUAAUUAAUAGAUCGGAUGCGCGACCAUUGGCUCUGAAUUACGAUUGACAGUAACUCUAAAUUUGAAGAGAAGGAAUUUUUUUAAUUCAUUUACAGAAAACUAUACAAAGUAUAAUCUAACGACAAGACAAAAUCUAAGUUUUUUCAUCGGUGUUGCAUCACUGUCGCGCUAAUAUCUUGUAGAAUUACUAAAUGAUAGGUCAUUCUCGAUCGUGUUUCAUUUUUUCUUCAAACUAAAUGAAGUGUCGUCAAUCAUGUUUUAAAACAACAAGUAUUUAGUCGUCACUGAUCUCGAAAUCGCCCAAAAUAAUCAUGUCUCAAGCAAACUUAGAAAAAGUACGAGAGGUGAUUAUUAUUAAAAUAGUAUAGAAAAAGAUUAUUGAACUCCAUUUAUUUAUAUUAUAAAACUGUAGAAAUGUUUUCGGAUAUACUAAUUGAGUAUCGAGUUUGUCUUGCUCUUUUGUGUUUUUUACUUUUGUUUUGGGUUUCACAACAACCUAGAAUCUGUACUUUAAAACCACGAUUUCUGUAUAUAUUCUGUAUUGUGAAAAUUUUAUCACCUUUACAAUUUAUUUUCCAUUCUAAUCUAGAUAUAAAAUUUUUUGCAAGCUUUGUUAAAAAACAAUUCACACUCCCCUCAACGCCGGGAAAUUUUCUGCCAGAGGACUCUGAGGCGUGUUAAAAUUCCCUUUAAUUUAAAUUCGCCAUUUUGUGGGCGCAAAAUCUUGACUGCGUAUUGUAUGUCUAUUAGUUCUAUUGGAUACCCUCAUGAAAUUAUCUAGCGUCGGUCGAAAAUAGAAAUUUAUGAAACAUAGACCUACAUUGAGUCACUGUAUUUUCUACAUCUACAUUUUAUGUACAUCUUCUGCUUGCCUUGCCCUGUUUUAUACGAUUUCCUGCAAUCUCUAUCCUCUAAUUCUUUGUCAUUUAAUAAAAACUGUUUGGCUGCUUGUUGCAUUAGAUAUUUUUAUAAUGUUUUAUUAAUGUUUUGCCUCAGAUGCUACUCAUUCUGGUCCUGGCAUUCGGUAUAUUUUGUAAAAUCAGUGGGGUGACUGCCGACCAGCCAUGAAACAUAGCAAUGCGCCCGCGAUUAUUGAUGAUUUUUUUAAUCCUCUUGCUUUCCCAUUUUCGCUGAUGCAUCUAAAUAACGGAUCGGAAUUAGUAUACACUCGGCCCUGGGUAUCAGUGUCGAUAAAUAAAAGGGCACAUACCUGCCCGUAUGCUUUUUCAUCAACUUUUAGUCGUAUUUUUUGCACUGGACAACUUGUAGGAGUACCAACUUCAUAAAAUGACAGGCUAACAUGAUUACACUUAUUGAUAAAUUUGUUACCAGCCCAUUGCGAACAGAUUUUUUAAAGGCAAAUUAACCAUUUCGCGUUUUAACUAGAAUAUCGAUAUGGAGGUGGUACAGUAUUUUAAUUUUUUUUUAAAUUUUACUUAUUAGUUGGAGAUAAACAAGUUGAGAUGGUAUUCAAUUCAACUGAUCCAGGAAAUUACGCAAUACAAGAAGGGAAGGUUUUAGACAAAAUCGAUGAACUCACUAUCAUAAUGUGGUUUCAAAUUGAGUCAUUUCCAGCGGUGCUGAUGAGUCAUGGCCCUAAAGAUCACGCAAAUGUAAUAUUGGUCAGAGUUACAAGCUCGGGACUUCUUGGAUUUUCCUUUCCUGAAGAUUAUAAAACGUAGGUAAACCAAUUAUACCCCUUCAGAAUUUAAUGAGCAGUCUAGAGGAAUGUGCUAAAACGUAACACUUUUUUGAAAUGCUCUCAAAAUCAUGAGAUAAUCCCAAUGUUUGUAGAAUACGAUGUAUAUCUAUUAUUAAUAACAGCAUGCAUUCACAAUGGGACCAUAAAAUUUGUUGUAAUGGCCGCAAACAGUGGAGUCCACAAAACAAUUUCGAGGGGCGGUCGAAGCAGAUGUCUGCCGAUUGUGACAGCUCGAAUGUAUCAACAAGUAUGAAUGUAUAGACCCUUUGAAUGUGUGGAAUUGGAAUAAAUAGAAAAUGAACGUGCAGAGGUUUUGUUAAAAACGCCUGUUUGCUAGUGUGUAUCUUAAACUUUUUCAAACACAGCUGGCUGUACUACUAUCGGACUACCUCACUGAUCAACUCCCCUUAGAUUUUGAAAUACAUUUCUGAAUAGAAAAGCUUGUGAAUAUUCCCCCAUACAGUUUUGGAAUGGUUUAGUAUUGUAUUUAGACCACAUUUAGUGUACAUUCUCUAUUUGGCUUCGUGGGAGAAUAAGUUUCGCGGGGCGCAAGAAAGGCGGAAUAUACAAUAUUGGACUGUCUGUUCCAGUGUAGGUAUUGUAGAGCCAAAAAUACUAACAAGCUUUCGUUGGUAGGGAUAUAAAUGCCCAGAAAAUAUAAGGAGAAUUUCAUAUAAUCCUCGAAAGAACAGUAUUAAUUAACUAGCUUUCGUUGGUAGUGAUGCAACUAUACCUGAAAAUAUAAGGAGAAUUUCAUAUAAUCCUCGAAAGAACAGCAUUAAUUAACUAGCUUUCGUUGGUAGUGAUGCAACUAUACCUGAAAAAUAUAAGGAAAAUUUUAUAUAAUCCUCGAAAGAACAAUAUUAAUUAACUAGCUUUCGUUGGUAGUGAUGCAACUAUACCUGAAAAAUAUAAGGAGAAUUUCAUAUAAUCCUCGAAAGAACAAUAUUAAUUAACUAGCUUUCGUUGGUAGUGAUGCAACUAUACCUGAAAAAUAUAAGGAGAAUUUCAUAUAAUCCUCGAAAGAACAAUAUUAAUUAACUAGCUUUCGUUGGUAGUGAUGCAACUAUACCUGAAAAAUAUAAGGAGAAUUUCAUAUAAUCCUCGAAAGAACAGCAUUAAUUAACUAGCUUUCGUUGGUAGUGAUGCAACUAUACCUGAAAAAUAUAAGGAAAAUUUUAUAUAAUCCUCGAAAGAACAAUAUUAAUUAACUAGCUUUCGUUGGUAGUGAUGCAACUAUACCUGAAAAAUAUAAGGAGAAUUUCAUAUAAUCCUCGAAAGAACAAUAUUAAUUAACUAGCUUUCGUUGGUAGUGAUGCAACUAUACCUGAAAAAUAUAAGGAGAAUUUCAUAUAAUCCUGGAAAGAACAAUAUUAAUUAACUAGCUUUCGUUGGUAGUGAUGCAACUAUACCUGAAAAAUAUAAGGAGAAUUUCAUAUAAUCCUCGAAAGAACAAUAUUAAUUAACUAGCUUUCGUUGGUAGUGAUGCAACUAUACCUGAAAAAUAUAAGGAGAAUUUCAUAUAAUCGCGUCAAGAACAAUAUCGCUCCACGAUUUUAUCAAAUGUGACAUUGUACGAUACAAUUAAGUAACUCUAUUUGAGCGCCAUACAUUAAGUUUUGGAAGGAAAAUAGGAGCCUUCGUCACUAAACGGACUUCAUAGUCACGUAUGCCUUAAAUUCACUAAAUUGCUAUUUUCAUUUCAGUGUGGCAACACUCGAUAGCCGUCACUUUGGCACGUGGCAUUUUCUUGGAAUCUCCUGGAAAAAGGACGGCGGAGAAAUUUAUAUCAAUUUUGAUUUUAAUGAAAUAAUUAAACAAAACUUUCAUGGAGGUAAGCGACAAAUCUUACACAUAAUUUAUUGAGUCAGAAACUACCUUUUCACCUAUACAAAAUUCACAUAUCCCACGUAAAUGUAAUUGGGUUCCUUAAGCUUCCACUCUGUCAACUAAAUGUUAAGCUUUUUAUGGUAAAUUACAUGGAUACAGUGCCAUUUAUGUUUUCGGCAUUGCGACAACAAGGAAGUUGGAGAAAAAGGCAUUAAAGUUUGCUUUGUCGAUGUAAAUUAACUUUGCAAUAACAUGAGUAUAGGCUUCCUCUACUGCUAUGUCCAAGAUUGUCUGAAAAGUACUUAAUUUUACUUAUAAUUUAAAGUUUAAUACUUUAAAGUGCUCUUUCAUAGUGAUGUCAUACAAACCAGAAUUUAAUUACUUUUAGAAUGAGAGAACGGGUCGCGAGGGUUUCUAUUCUUUUAAUAAUAUUAGUAGAUGAUAUCGAUAAGAUCGAUUUGAAAUUCCCCUAACAUGUAAGCACACGCUUUUACUUGUCGCUUAGCAACAAGCUUGAAUUCGAAGGUAGGCGAAGGACCAAAAACAAUAAAAAAUAGGCUUAGUUAUUGAACUUACAAAGUGGAAACAUUUUUCAUGAUGUCAAAUUACCCACUCUGAUAACGACACUAAUUUGUUCGUUUUUCUGCAUUGUACAACGCCAAAUUUGGUCCAAAAACCGUAGCAUAUAAGCUGCUGAAAUUUGCUUAGUUUUGGUAGCCUUCCUCUAAAAUCUCCUUGUUUCUUGCUGUCUCGAUCUUAUUUGUAAAAAUUAUCUUUACCUUUCUGUCCCAUCAAUUGUUUCUUGUUGGCUGUAUUUGCGGCACUUUUUUGAUGUAUUCUUUCCUGCUCUCCAAUGUAUUGAAGAUUUAACACUGCGCAUGUAGAAUACAGCCACAUCUCGCUUUCCAGCAACUACAGUCCGUUAACAUUUUUCUAAUACAAUCUAUUUCAAGUGGACAGUUAAAAUAUAAAUGAAUUCGAACGAAAAUACUUCAUAUUCUUUAACAGAGGCCGUUCUCAGACAUAGAAACAUCGAGAAAGUCUACCGAAUACGACAGCAAAAAUAGUCCCAAAACUAUCAGUUACAUUCAGUAGUGUCAAGUUUGUUUGCCAAGAUCGGCUAUUUUGCGAGCUGCAAGUUGCGAGCUGGCCGUCGGAUAUAGAAAUCAAUUCGGAAUUACUUCGAAAUUCUUGGGAUCCCGAAUUUCGAAAUGGUGUCUCGCUACUCCGCUUUGAAUGUGGCUUUGAAAGUAUAUACGACAUGGACGGCGAAGCAGAAGGGGUUUUUGUUUAAUUGAUGAUAUUAAUGACCUUUAAUUAAAGUUAAGUUCCCUGUAAUUAAAUUCGUUUCAACAAAUUAAGGCCGUUGUUUUCCACUUAAGUCGCAUCGUACCGAAGCGUAGCGUAUUUCUUUGUUUCCUGAGCACUAGGGUGGAACGAAUGACUUCGACACAAAGGAAUAUGCUACGAUACGUUACGUUACGAUACAGUUGGUUAAAGCCAGUUUUCCUCUUCAACCGUAUCGUAACGUACCGUAGCAUUUUAUUUUGUGUCAAAGUCAUUAGUUCCACUCUAGUGGUCAGGAAACAAAGAUAUACGCUACGCUUCGCUACGAUACGAUUGAAGUGGAAAACUGGAUUUAGUGGAAAUCGACAUUUAUUGUUGUUCAUACUUCGUUAGAUCCACCGGCAUGUUCUAGUGUAAGUUUAUAUUUGCCGUUUCUCAGGGUUUCUAGUCUAUGUUUAAAUUAAUUAAAUCAAGUAGUUAUCCAAAGCAUUUUGUGCUUUCUAUUAUUAAACUUUAACUAUUAUGGUUUGUAAAAUUGAAUAUUCUGAACGCUCGGACUCAACAUUCAAGUCCUUUUCAUCGGUGGAACAACUGAAAUUAAAAUAAUUCCAUUUAUCAGCAUAAAUAAACCAAAUAUUCCUUCAAAAGCUGAAAAUUGGUCCGAUAUUGAGACAAAGCUAAAAACCAAUGCCCCAGGAUGCCAGAUAGUUUUCAAUUUGAUUUUUUUAGUGUAAACCAUACGUGCAUGUGUAAACACCCGGGUCGGUUGUUCAAAGCUAGGUUAGUGUUAACCCUGGGUAAAAAAUAAACUCGAUAUUAUUGGAAAUUAACAAUAAAUUAUACUCGCAACUUGCAACUCGCAUUUUAGAAAAUCUCAAAAUAAUAGGGAAUUAAAAUCCUCCAGGUGUGAACAUUUUCCAGUACCAGAUAUUAAAUAAUAAUUUUAUUAAUCUUUGCCAUUUUGUUACUGCAGAAAUUGUUAACUUCAUAUGGGGAAUGUUUUUGCACUUCAUAUGUGAAACUGUUCUAAUUAAUUUCGUCUAUAACAUAUUAGUAUUUUUACCAAGUGAAUAUAUUAACAAAUCCUACAACCUGAUUGGUCAAAUCAAGGCCGGCGAGAGGCAACCACGGGCCCCGGAACAAAUUUGUCAACAUGCCGCACCCCUUGUUCCUUCUGAUUCUCACGCCGAUGGUCACACCAAAGUCUAUUUUUUUAUCACAAUCAACGAAGGAAUCGCCUACGAAUUACUUGCAAGGAAUCGCCGGAGAAUUUCGGUGCCGAUGGUGCGUAUGGCGUGCAUGAAUGUUAACGUACCAGCAGAUGGACGUAAUAAAUUUGUACAAUGCAGGUAAAUACCUCAUUUCAUCUCAUAACUGAUAAAGACGAGAUGUAACCGAUGUUUAGCUAACUGUUUCUUCGGGAAAAACGAUCGAAAAAUGGUUUAAAUUAUUUCACAUUCGGUACGUUUAAAGCAGGCGUAUUUCAUUUAGUAAAAACAUAAAGCGAUGGUAACCGAUAGGAACAUUUUACCGAGCAUUCCGGGCCCCUCUCAGCACUCUGGGCCCCAGGCGUUUUGCCCUCCCCCCCCCUGCACUACCCCCCUCUCGCCGGCCUUGGGUCAAAUGCAUGACGUAUUAUUUAAGCUGUUAUAUUCACCUACAGGUGAAUAUAACAAAACCCGAAAUUUACAAAAUGGUUGCUAGCCCUUUUGUGGAAGUUAUUGAUAAAGAAAUAAGCGAAAUUAAAAUAAAAUCAGUAAAAAAACUCCACAAAAACUUCUGUAAAAUACAAAGACAAUUAUUCGGCUCAUGUUCGGUGAUGAUCGGGGAACAUUCACCUCGACUUCGUCUCGGUGACUAUUCCCCGACAACUACCUCGCUUUCGGCGAAUAAUUGUUAAAUAUAUUAUAUAACGUUUUGAAAAAUGAGUGAUAACUUUUAUUUCAAACACUUUCAGGUAAGUCGAUAACCAGUAUGUAUCCAUAUUGGUUUAUGAGUAGUCCUACUACAGGACUGAAUGGUAAGAUUGCUCGACUUCAUGUGUUGGAUAAAGCAGUAGAUGACCACGUUAUCAAGCAAAUGGCGAGAACAGGCGGAACGAACUUCUUUCAAUCGUUUGCACACUUUCCAAAAGCUUCUGAUUAUACUCCUGUUGGCAAUGUCGUGGAGCAAGAGGGAUCACUGAUUAGUGCUGUCAGUAAGUUCGUCUUAAUUUAUUGUUAGUUAAAUUACCAGCGAAUCUCUAUUAAAAUAUGUCUACCACAGGACUACUGUCAAACACUGUCACCUCCCUAAUACAGACACCUCUCUAAUACAGACAUCUCGCCAAUUCGCCUAACUAUUUUACAUUCAUCAAUAGCUCUCAAAUUACGGACCUAUUAUUAUACACACAUAUAAAAAACGUUCACCUCUUUAAAUUUUAUGUGGACAUUUCUCCAGUGUAGAGACCACCCCAAAUUAUAGAUCUUCCUUCUCGAAUGCAGACAACACAACAAUACGGAUACGUCUAGGAACACGUAUAGCAUUUCCCUUUCUUGCCGACACGACUCCCUCCCGAAGACACCUUUCUAGUACAGGCAGGAACUUUUUUAAGGAUUUUCCCGUGGGGGGGGGGGAUUUUUUGAAAAGGGACUUUUCUGUGAUAUAAUAUAUUAGAGGGGGAUAGCAAUGGCUGAAGGCUACGUGUGUCGCCAAUAUACCACUCAUGAAUGGAGUGUGGUCUGGGGGAGUAUUCCCCCAGAAAAUUUUUGAAAUUUGAAUCCCGGAAAUGUCAUUUCCUGCAUUCUGAGCGUCCAAAUUUGCUCCAAAAUUUAUGCUAAUUGUACUUGUAUUUGAAAUAAAUAAAGGAAAAAACGCACAAAAAGUUAAAAAAAAUUAACCAUCAUUUAUCAUUACUUAUUAGAGGGAUAAUCCCCGGAAAAUUUUCGAAAUUUGAAUCCCGGAAAUGUCAUUUCUUGCAUUCCGAGCAUCCAAAUUUGCUCCAAAAUUUAUGCUAACUAUACUUGUAUUUGAAAUAAACAAAGGAAAAAACGCACAAAAAAAACCCCGGAAAUGCUAUUUCCUGCAUUCUGAGCAUCCAAAAAAUAAAAAAAUUAUUAACAAUAAUUUAUCAUUACUUAGUGGUAGAAAAAAGUAACAAUUUAAAUCGAUUUUGUUAAACAAGGACAAAGGAUAAAGCCUAAACCUUACUUUCCGUUUAUGUAUUUGUUAAUCUUCGCUGGUUUCUUUCUAUAAUUUAGGGAAAAGGGACUUUUCCUGUGGGGGGGGGGGCAAAAUCUGAUUUCGUUGGGGGGCACAAGGUGGCCCCCCCCCCCCCCAGCUUGUAUGUUAAAAAGGCCCUGAGUACAGGCACUUUUCAGUAUGGAGUAUCUGUAAUACUAUAAUUCAAACUUUACCUGAAAUGGAGAGACCUUUAACGCCUCGCCUCUAAUACGGGCACCUCUUCAGUAGCUACAACAGGAGAUCGAAUACAAACAAUGGAUUUGCACGUACUAUGUCUCAAACGCAUAGUUUGAUUGAUGGUUAUUAAGGCGCAUUUCAGCCCUUUUACUUGAAGAAACAAACUAGGAAAAUCAAUUAAGUACUAGAUAAAUCAUGAGCAGCCGAUCUUUAUCUGAUAUACAAACCUGAGCCGAAGGCGAGAGUUUAUAUAUCAGAUACAGAUCGGAAGCGAAUAUUUUAUCAUACUUAAAAAAUGAUCCAUCUUAUGAGUUCAUUGGCGAAGUAAUUUUAAAAAUAAACAUUUUCUCAGCCGAGAAAAUCAAAGCUGAAAUUUAUGUAAAUCAGGACAAAUCUGUAUCCGAUUUACAGACAUUGAUUAAACAUUCAUUUCUUUUGUAUUUUCCUCGUGAAUUAUUAAUGAAUUUUUUAAGCAUAAAUCAAGAUCAGCAAACUUAAUGUUUUUAACAUUUAAAAAAAUACAUUAAGUUUUUUGAUCUUGAAUUAUGCUUAAUUAAUUUUCCAAGUUAGUCUUUUUUCCAAAUAAAAGGACUGAAAUGCACCUUAAUUACCAUGAUUCAAAAGGCUGAACUGUGCCUUUAACAACAUACAGUGUAUUUCUAGUGGUUUAAAACGAAAAAGUUUCACUUCUGAAUAUUUUCUUUUUGUUGUGUAAGCCUCUUUCCGAUUAUUAUAUAUAUAUAUAUAUAUAUAUAUAUAUAUAUAUAUAUAUAUAUAUAUAUAUAUAUAUAUAUAUAUAUAUAUAUAUAUAUAUAUAUAUAUAUAUAUAUAUAUAUAUAUACUAUAUACUAUAUAUACUAUAUACUAUAUAUAUACUAUAUACUAUAUAUAUACAAAAUAUAUACUAUAUAUAUACUAUAUAUAUAUGUAUAUAUAUGUAUAUAUAUGUAUAUGUAUAUGUAUAUAUAUGUAUAUAUAUAUAUAUAUAUAUAUAUAUAUAUAUAUAUAUAUAUAUAUAUAUAUAUAUAUAUAUAUAUAUACAGUAUAUAUAUGCGCUAAAUUACUGUCAGUUCAUAUCAGAAAGUUUCAUUACCAAACGCUUGUUAUAGUUCUUUGGCGUAAAUCGUUAUUCUUUUAAGGCCUGUGUCAACUACAGAACCCAUAUUCGACUACACAAUUUAGGAAAUUAAGUCAUAGUGUGUCAGAUAUAGGAUAGUUUAAUCACAUCUCUAUUCGUGUGUCAGAUAUAGGAUAGUUUAAGUCGCAUAUAAGUUGAAAAUUUACAAAUGAAAAUAAACACGAAAGUACUUAUUACCAGCGUUCAAAAUACAGCAAACUGUGUGUUUGUUUCCUUAUGUUUUGCCGGUGAAUUUUUGGAGAGUUUCUUUAAUUUUCGUCAGGAGAUAAAAUGUCCAAAUGUUAUGUUUCGAAUUUCGGUAUAUCUCAGCGAAUGUUCACCUCCUUGUGGCAUAUAAUAAAGUCUUGCUUUCGACGUAAACAAAUUAAAUUGACAAAAGUGUUAAUAAAAGUCUUAUAAUUCUUCAUAACAGCAUGGAACUCCAUUUGGAUAGAGAUUAUUACGCAAUUUCGAAUGCACUGUCAGCGUUUCGAUGGAUUAUAAGCAAGCGAAGUAAUAUGGCAACAAAGAGGUCGAUACACUUCAUGAUCAACUUCCGGUAUAUAGUCAUUAUUAUACAAUUGAAACAACCAUAAUGUAAAUUGUUUACAUUACAUGGUGAGCUAAAAGUUAAUGUGUGGCUUUGACGAAAAAGGGUUUUAAGCAAGCGACGUUUUUUACCUGAAAUCGCGAAUCGUUCUUGAUUUCAAGCAGGAGAUUUUGACAACACAUCUUGACUUCCGGCUAACGUACGUGUGUUGACAAAUACGUUGCUGGCUAAAUUUCUUAAGGCGGAGUCACACGAGCAACAAAAUUGCUGCAAUUUGCAACAAAAUCUGAUUUCAACGCAUAUUAAGUAGAAAUGUUUACACAUAAAUUACAAAUCACAAGGCAACAUGUGACGACAUUUCUACUUGUUGAAAUCAGAUUUUGCAGCAAUUUUGUUGCUCGUGCAGUAACUCCAGCUUUAACAUGGAUAUAUUUUAUGCCUCUAUUACUCUAUACCCAACGGUCAUUCCGCUCGUUGCAUUUGCCGCAAGUAGGAGCGUUUAAUUUCCGACUAACCACUUUACAGCGGAACGCAAAAUUAAAAAAUCGUAGCUGAUUUUAUUCAAGAUUAUUAUAUUUCAGUGUCAUUUGAAAACAGAAUUGAAAAUGUUAUCUAUCUCUAUUUAAAAAGCUUAUGCUGUUCAGAUGAAAAGAGAUGAAUAUUGCAGAAGUAUAAUAACUAACGCAGGAUGUAUAUUGUAUGCAAGACUUGGUCCAGGAUCAGUUUACAAUUCUGCAUGGAAUAUAAUUGUCAAGAAAGGAAUCAUGAUGGGCUGUUAUUGUGAAGAAGACCUUUCAACUGGUAAAACUAUUCGUACGAUUUCGGGUAAUGCUAACUUUGAUUUUUCAGACGAGUUGUUUAACAUAAAAUAA
Molecule: messenger RNA, 11172 nt
Organism: Paramuricea clavata
Lineage: Eukaryota; Metazoa; Cnidaria; Anthozoa; Malacalcyonacea; Plexauridae
Source: the annotation of a GenBank genome assembly